Messenger RNA from Closterium sp. NIES-65, 1999 nucleotides. The record is from the annotation of a GenBank genome assembly. NCBI's taxonomy places the organism in Eukaryota, Viridiplantae, Streptophyta, Zygnematophyceae, Desmidiales, Closteriaceae.
ACUCCGGAGCGGCGCUCCUAGUGCUGGGGUGCCGCCUGCUGGAGGCCCUGGUGCUGCUGGAGGUGCUGGAGCCUCUGGUCCUGGAGGUGCUCGUACAGGCGGUGCUAGAGCUGCUGGACUGGGGGUUCUGCUGGAGCUGGUGCUGGAGCUACUGGAGCUGGUACUGCUAGAGGUGCUGCUGGUGCUGGUGCUGCUGGAGGUGCUGCUCGUGCUGGAGCUGCUGGAGGUGGUGCUGGGACUGGAGCUGCUGCGGGAGUUGGAGCUGGAGGUGCUGGAGGUGCUGGAGCUGCUGGUGGUGCUGCGGGAAGGUCUUACGGAGCGUCGUGAGAAUGAGUCUCGUCCUACGUCGCCUGAGUCUUGUCCUGCGUCGCCUGAUUCUCGUCCAGAGUCGCCUGUCCGUGCUGUCCGUGCUGGUCGUCGUGUUCCGCGUGAGCGUCCUCCUCCUGUCCCUGGCACUCACUAUAUGACUCUUCGUCCUUCCACCGCUCCACAGCGUGUUCCUCUUCCGUCUCCUCCUGCGUCCUCUCUUCCUGACGGUCCGGACCCGGAGUCUGACUCCCUUCGUGCUGCUAGUCCUACUGUCACGCGUUUCCUCGCCACUGUUGUCACUGACCCUUCCUUUGAGUCCACUGCUGCGUCUGCUCUACUUGCUGAGCUUGUUGACUUUGCUGCCGCCUGUCGUCUAUACUACGCCGCUAGCCUUGUUGCUGAGACUGAGUCUGUCUGUCCUCCGUCCGUCGGGGGUGAGUGUGCUCUUGGCACGGACGUUCUUGAGGAUAGACAUGAGGAGUUUGAGUGCUUUGCCACUGCUUUACCUCAUCUCGUGUCUAUGCUGAUUGCCCCUGAGGGAGACCCAGAUGCACCAGACAUCCCGACCCCGCGCUCUUACGCAGAGGCGAUAGAGGGUCCCUACUCCUCUCAGUGGCAGUCAGCCAUGGACGCAGAGAUGGCUUCCUGGAAGUCCACAGGCACCUACGUCGUCGAGGUUCCCCCAACUGGGGCGAACAUUGUCAGUGGCAUGUGGAUUUUUAGGGUGAAGCGGCUGCCGGGCUCUCCGCCUGUCUUCAAGGCGCGUUACAUUGCACGAGGCUUCAGUCAGCGUGAGGGAGUUGACUUCUUACAGACCUUCUCCCCCACCCCGAAGAUGACCACUCUUCGGGGCAGCCUGCACGAGGAGAUCUGGCUGCGCCGCCCACCUGGCUUCACUGGGUCGUUUCCUGCAGGUACCGAGUGGAGCCUCCGGCGGCCGGUCUACGGUCUCCGCCAGGCACCCCGUAAGUGGCACGACACACUGAGGACUACUCUUGUUGCUCUUGUGUUUGCUCCUACUCCUGACCCGUCGCUGUUUCUACGCACCGGCACCACUCUGCCGCAGUUCUAUGUUCUCGUGUACGUAGACGACUUGGUCUUUGCGACUGCUGACACUGAGGCACUCGCCCACGUGAAGUCGGAGCUGCAGAAGAGAUACACGUGCAUAGACCUGCCUCCACCUUCGGACGAGUCCGUGGAGCUGAGUGGCCCGUAUCGAGAGCUUGUGGGCUGCCUCAUGUACCUGAUGACCUGCACUCGACCUGACCUAACCUACCCUCUUAGCAUCCUAGCACGCUAUUUCGCUCCUGGCCGACACAGGAAGGAGCGCAUGGAUGGUGCUAAGAGGGUGUUGCGCUACUUGUGCAGUACGUCGGGCAUGGGGCUCGUGCUUGGAGGACGGGCUCAAGUUAUCCUCACUGGUCACGCAGACGCUUCUUGGGCUGACGACUUGGCUACGCAGCGGUCGUCACAGGGUUACACCUUCAGCCUUGGCUCCGGCUCUAUUUCUUGGCGGUCUACCCGCUCGUCUUUUGUUCUUAGCUCUUAUUGUGAGGUUGAGAUCUACGCAGGGGCCAUGGUUGCACAGGAGUUACGCUGGCUUACCUACCUGCCGACUGACCUGGGAGAGCCGCCUCAUUCUCCUCCAGUGCUGUACGUCGACAACAAGGCCACGAUUGGCUUGUGUUAG